AUGUUUUACCGUCGUCAUGCCCUUUUUUUUUUUUUUUUUUUUUGGUUGCAGGAUAUAAAGCUAAUUCUUCUUAGAUUUGGCAGCAACAUUAUUUUUUCAAAUGGACUUCAAGAUUCUUACAGCGCAGGGGUCCUAAAGAACAUUUCUGAUAGUAUCAUCGCAGUUUACACAGAGAAAGGUUCCCAUUGUUUGGAUAUACUUGCAGAGAAGCAAACCGAUCCAGAUUGGUUAGUCAUGCAACGAAAAGUUGAAGUUGAAAUUAUAAAAGGAUGGAUAGCCAAAUAUUAUUCCGAUCUUCUUGCUUUCAAACAGUGAUAUGAUGACGUGUUAUUGCCAUAAUUAUGGAUGGUGAGUUGAUCUGGAAAGGCCCUUUCAACGACAGAUGAGAAUAAAAGAAUAAGGCCUAUGUACUUCACCAUAAAGUUAUCCUUGUAUUUCAUUGCUCCAUUAGAACCAGCUCUUAAUCAAGGAAAUCAAAAUGACUUCAUCCAAUAUUAUAUUUAAGCCAUGUAUGUAGUCCAUAACAAGCUUCCAGCUAA
This is a messenger RNA of Eucalyptus grandis, 539 nucleotides long. RefSeq names its product lysosomal Pro-X carboxypeptidase-like. Lineage: Eukaryota; Viridiplantae; Streptophyta; Magnoliopsida; Myrtales; Myrtaceae. Gene Ontology annotation, biological process: proteolysis. Gene Ontology annotation, molecular function: dipeptidyl-peptidase activity; serine-type exopeptidase activity. The coding region runs from base 1 to 315 and encodes 104 amino acids. The record is from RefSeq and is a predicted model, not a curated record. The transcript is spliced from 3 exons.